Molecule: messenger RNA, 1199 nt
Organism: Onychomys torridus (southern grasshopper mouse)
Lineage: Eukaryota; Metazoa; Chordata; Mammalia; Rodentia; Cricetidae
Gene: Ensa
Product: endosulfine alpha
Exons: 4
Coding region: 149-514 (121 amino acids)
Cellular component (GO): cytoplasm
Molecular function (GO): protein phosphatase inhibitor activity
Source: RefSeq, a predicted model, not a curated record
UCAACGUCACGCACUCGGGCCGCCAUUUUGACUGAGCAACCAUAGUGACAGGAGCCGAAGCAGCAGCUCAGGUUUUCCCCGUUUCCCCUCCCCCUCCCCUUUUCCGGCUGACUUCCCGGGCCCUGAAUUGCACAGUCCCGGUCCUGCCAUGUCACAGAAACAAGAAGAAGAGAACCCUGCGGAGGAGACUGGCGAGGAGAAGCAGGACACCCAGGAGAAAGAAGGUAUUCUCCCUGAGAGAGCUGAGGAGGCAAAGCUAAAGGCCAAAUAUCCAAGCCUAGGACAAAAGCCUGGAGGCUCCGAUUUCCUCAUGAAGAGACUCCAGAAAGGGCAAAAGUACUUUGACUCAGGAGACUACAACAUGGCCAAAGCCAAGAUGAAGAACAAGCAGCUGCCGAGCGCAGGACCGGACAAGAACCUGGUGACCGGAGACCACAUCCCCACCCCACAGGACCUGCCCCAGAGAAAGUCCUCGCUCGUCACCAGCAAGCUUGCGGGCGGCCAAGGUGAAUGAUGCUGCCUGGGGCUCCACCAGAUCGGGAGACGCCGCCCACUUGGGGUCCUGUGCUGGCUCCUGCCCCCACCCUGCUUUUGCAGCCAGGGGUCAGGAGGUGGCCUGGGUGCAGGCUAGAGAGGCAGAGAUCCCUGCCCACUGGUGUCCCAGCACAUGGAGCCCCUUGGGCUGAGCACCAAGACCUUGAACUUUUUUUUUUUUUCUUCCUUUUUUUCCAAAUACUUGUUGGGAGAAAUUUCAUUGAAAUCCCAAGGGUGGGGUUGAGGGGGUGGAAGAUGUAGGGGGAAUGAAUUAGGAUUUGUAGCUGAUAAAAAAGAAAAUUUCCUAUCAUUUCUCCUUAACCACAGGUUUGGGACGGUUGUAAGGUGAAGGGUUAUCAGCAGACUGAUGAUAAGGCUUCUUGGUGCAACUCUGAAGUAUAGUACAUUAUUUGAAUGUGGCUGGUGAGCUGGAGUCAGAGAAAAGGAAUUAUGCUCUUCACAGUACACAUAGUCUCUCUGGUUCUGCAGAGCCAGCUGAGGGUUCAGUGUUAAUUGUUCCUUAAAAAAAGAGUACUGUCCCUUGAAACAGGUUUGCUCUGGGGAGAAGGGCAGUGAGUGGGGAGCCCCACAGACCCCUGGGGGAUUUUUUUUCAGUAUUUGAAAUAAAACAAGAAUAACAAAAAACACCCAUGGAAAAAACCAAA